CUCACCACUGCCCAACACAAAGAAGCUGCGGCUGAUAACAGGUUGCUUUAAUGUUGGCAUGUGUGUGGUGAGGGUGGGCUGGUUCAGCCUUGCUACUUAAAUUUAGUUUGGUUUAAAAAAAUAAAGAGCUCUGAAGGUGGGAAGCAGAGCUGUGGUGUUUCAGAGAUGGAGAAAAUGGUUGGAGGAGUUUGAAAAAGUUCAAAUCGUUUUUGUUUUUUAUUCUGGUCUGCUCUCCGCUCCAUGACUUCUACUGGGAAGUACUAUAAGAGCUGCAAUAAGAUUCAUCCAGGAGGGUAUUUCUGUCUGAACAAGAGAAAACUCCAGCAACAUGGAGAAGUUUAAAGCUGCCAUGGUUCUCGGCGCAGUUGGUGAUGCUUUGGGUUACAAGAAGGGUCGCUGGGAGAGCUGCACAUCAGGCAAGAAGAUCCAAGAGGAGCUGGCCUCUCUGGGGGGACUGGAGUCCCUUACGUUGGACCCUGAGAACUGGCCCCUGAGUGAUGCAGUGCUGAUGCACAUGACUACAGCUGAAGCACUCAUAACAGAUUACUGGUGUCUGGAGGACCUGUACAGGGAAGCGGUGCGUCUCUAUGUGGAAGCCAUGGUCUCUCUCCAGGGACGAGCUCCUGAUCCUGCAACCGUAGAGCCCUGCGUUCACCUUAAACCUCAUAACUUCCUGCUCGCUUGGCAUACUCCUUUCAAUGAAAAGGGGUCUGGGUUUGGAGCAGCAGCCAAAGCCAUGUGUGUCGGAAUGAGAUACUGGCAGCCUGAGAGACUGGAUAACUUGGUGGAGGUCAGCAUUGAGAUUGGAAGAAUGACCCAUAACCAUCCAACAGGCUUCCUUGGCUCCCUAACAACAGCGUUAUUUGCAUCCUUUGCAAUCCAGGGGAAACCUCUUGUGACUUGGGGCCGUGAGCUCAUGAAGGUCAUCCCCCGUGCAGAGGAGUUCUGCAAGAAAACAAUACGUCAUAUGGCAGAAUAUCAGGAAAAUUGGUUUUAUUUUGAAGCUAAAUGGCAGUUUUACCUUGAAGAGCGAGAGAUUGAUAAGGAUGGAAACAACAAACCAUCAUUUCCUGAUGCUUAUGAUGCAGAAGAGACAGAUAAAAUGUAUAAGCGUUGGAGCUCAGAGGGUCGAGCAGGGCGCAGAGGUCAUGAUGCUCCCAUGAUCGCUUAUGAUGCACUUCUGGCUGCAGGAGGCGACUGGGCAGAGCUGUGUAAACGAGCCAUGUUUCAUGGAGGUGAGAGUGAAGCCACAGGUCUAAUCGCAGGCUGCCUCUAUGGCCUCAUGAAUGGCAUAAACCAGGUUCCUCUGAACCUCUACCGGGAUUUGGAUAAAAGAGAACACCUAGAGGAGCUGGGAGAGGCACUCUAUAAGGCAGCAUCUGCAGAGAAAUGCACAGAAAAACCAGAUUGUCGGAAAGCCGGAAUCAACCCCGAUGUUGGUGCGUUAAGGAGGCUAGUUAGAGACCCCAAAUGCCGACCAGUCCUCCGAGGGAUCUUUGAGAGUCUCCUGAAUUAUCUACUACAGGAUCUGCUUGAGAGGACAAACAAUCACACAAGGAUGGAAAUGCAAGAAUCCGGCACUGUGUCCCAAAUCCACGCAAGAAACACAGAUAAACUGGAUCUGCAGAGGGGGAAAAAGGCUCCAAAAGGCCUCCAAGUGGUCCAGCUAUCAGAGAAAAGAGCAGCUGAUCCCAAGACUUCUAAAAAUUGCACAGCUGAUCAAAGAGGAAACUUACCAUCACGGCGCCUUACCACAUUCCAACUCCUCCAAUCUAAGUUCUUGAGGUCUUCCCCCAAACCCUAUAACACCAACCAGAGAGAGGUAGGAACUCUGUCUUUUACCAGAGGAAGACCAGGUCGAGACAACCCUAAUAAUGACAGAAAACAUAGCACUGACAUUAGAGACAAAGGCUUAAAAAGAUGUGGUAGUGUUAAAGAAAUGGUGGCCAAGUUUGCCAUGGCUGAGCAGAAACAACAGGGAGUGAAAACCCUGAAGAAAGAGCACCUCAAACCAAGACACAUUGGAAGAGGGAUCCUCCUAAACUCAUUAAUGACCAAAUUUGAAAACAUCGCUACUGUUUGUAAGAAAAGUGACUUUGCUUUAUCUCAUGAGAAGCCUGGUGUAGGAGACAGGGUUGCACCUAAAGUAAAAGAAGAAGCUGUCAUUAAAAGAAAGAAACAACAGGUGUCUGACCCAGUGUUCAACAAACAGAGCCAAUGGAAAAGAAAUGAAUGUAAAUAUACUGCGGAUGACUCAACAAGUAAUCAAAUUAGAAGUGAAGAACCUGAAAGUCCAGAUCCUGGGGCAGACAUUUUAGCUGAAGGGAAUUCAAACACAGAAGAUGAGAGUCACAUGAAAGCAGAGAACUUGGAUCAAGAAGUUUGCUAUUCAUUACAACUAAUGAAGGGUCAAGCUCACAAUGUUGAUGUGGAGGAUAAAGGCCUUCAACAAGUCGGACAAAUUCCUUUUACAGUCAACAAAGCUGAAUUUCUUAAAAAAAGGGUCAUGUUUGCAGAUUUGAAGACAAUCUCGUUAAUGUCUGUGACUGAGUGGUCAUUCCCACAACCCUGCAAAGUUCUUAUUCAGGAGGAAAUCCCUGUAAAGUGGCAAAUAGUCACAAUAAUAACCUGCUCCCCUGCCUGGUCCACAUGUGUGGAUUCCUCUCCUCAACAAUUGCUAAAGAAAAUGGAAUCUGAGAUUUUAGAAAGUCAAACACAGGACAGGAUGUCAAGGGAGACCACAGGGAAUCUGUUGGACAACCUUAACUAUUUAUCCGGAGUAUCAGCUGAAGGGGAAUCCAGACAAAUGGAGGCCAGCGCCACACCAAAAAGUGAGACGUAUUCUUUGGAAUAUUCAAAUGAGGACAUAAAUCUCCAAACACCAGAUCCUAUUCAAGGAGGGUUCUCCAAGUGUGUCAUCCCAUCCAUUCACAGAUCUAAAAAUAGGGCAGAUCAGAUUGAUUCAACCCCACAACCAGAAACAGUAACUAAUCUUACCAAAAACCAGAUAUUACAUUCAUCUUUGAAUCAUCAAGGAAAUGAUGUGUCACGCUCAACAGAAGGUAUCAAAGACAAGGAGUCAUGCAGUCCUCAUUCCAUUAGUCACUCAGAGGUAACAAUAAGGACACCACAUGGUGAAGCUGAAGCAAAACACUCACCGGUCAAUGAAGAGAGAUAUGAUGAUGGAAAUCUGCCAGAAAAGAAUAACACUGGAAAGCCAGGAAACUUUAGCCAUUUGGACGAGGAUCCAUUUGCAGACGGUGAGGGUUCUGUGGUAGAUCAGACUCAGCCUCAAAGACAAAAUGCAAAACAAAAACCAAAGUACAAAACUAUUAACUAUGCAGAUCCUACAGUGAAACAAACAUAUAAACCGAAAAUAAUACGAUUCACGGAUACCUUUACUUUCUAGUUUUAGCCAUAUGAGUAAAGAAUGUGUUGAAGUUGGAUAAAUGCUGUUGUUUUGGAACAAACUUUCUCAGGCACUGAAAUCUCUGGAAUUUAGAAGAGCUGUGAACAUUAAACAUACUAAAAGUGAAUAAAUAAAAGAAAGCUACCUCAAACUUCCCAGUUGUAUUCUGAGUACAUAACAGAAUGAAGUGUCCGGCAGGAAACACAUGUUUAAUUGUAUGGUCUAACAUUGCACAUUUUAUGAUAGUAUUAUCCAGCCCCAAGUUAUAAUGCUUUAAAAGUAAAACAACUCCCUCCCAUUGCUACCUAAAUGCCACAGUGUAUCAGAUAUCUAAUGUAAGGCUGUUUACUAAGAAUAAAGUAUAUUUGCUAAUUUUCUGUGUGAAGGAAGUUACAUAAACAUGUCUAUUAGAAACCUUUAAGCCGUGCCUAAAUUGGAACAAAGUGAGACUUGUUCUCAGCAGAUAAACACUUACACCACAUAGCUAAACAUGUCCGGAGCUGAAUGUUCAGGAGCUCUACUCCAUACAGUAAUUGAACACCUGCAGGCAGGAUCACACCACUGAAGAUACCAUAUACUUUAUUGACCCCAACAGGAAAUUAACUAUUUACAAACUAUCAUUAAACAGAUUUCUUGUGUAUCAACUUAUUCUUGUAUUCUAAAAUCUGUGUUAGAUUUUUUUUUUCUUUUCUUAUCAGGUAGAUUUGUAAGGCUGGACUUUGUGGCUGGAAAUUUCUAUUUAAUUUCCUUAAAUAUAUUGAUUUAUGAGAUCUGAUUUUGCAUUUACUUUGUAAGGCCACACAAUGUC
Molecule: messenger RNA, 4217 nt
Organism: Cyprinodon variegatus (sheepshead minnow)
Lineage: Eukaryota; Metazoa; Chordata; Actinopteri; Cyprinodontiformes; Cyprinodontidae
Gene: adprhl1
Product: ADP-ribosylhydrolase like 1
Exons: 8
Coding region: 329-3409 (1026 amino acids)
Biological process (GO): protein de-ADP-ribosylation
Molecular function (GO): magnesium ion binding; ADP-ribosylarginine-[protein] hydrolase activity
Source: RefSeq, a predicted model, not a curated record